Molecule: messenger RNA, 3156 nt
Organism: Drosophila santomea
Lineage: Eukaryota; Metazoa; Arthropoda; Insecta; Diptera; Drosophilidae
Product: transmembrane protease serine 9-like
Exons: 9
Coding region: 117-3119 (1000 amino acids)
Biological process (GO): proteolysis
Molecular function (GO): serine-type endopeptidase activity
Source: RefSeq, a predicted model, not a curated record
GAUCGAGCCAUCGAGCUGUUGUCAAUGUGGAGCUUUGGGGCUUUGGCAACAUUCAAUUUACGCACAUUUGGCGAUAAGAUAAACCAACCACCAGCCACAAAUAAUAUCAACUGGCCAUGGGUCGGGAUGGCUCAUUGUGUUGGCUCUAUUCAAGAAAUUCGGUCGAUUUCUGUGCUAUUUCCAAUUUCAAUACUGCCAAGUGCCCCAGAGAGAUGGCUAAAAUCUGGGCCAUAACGCUCAUAUCGGCCAUAUCGCUGCUCCUAGGAGUUCUGGCCUCCGGCGAAAGCCUGGGAAGUGAAACGGCUGGCAAGAUAGAGCCCAAGAUCGUGGGCGGUUAUGAUACGUCCAUAGAGCAGGUGCCGUACCAGGUGUCCAUACGCCUCACCGCCAACGAUAGGAAGAGCUAUGGAUCCGGUCACCUCUGCGGCGGAGUGGUCAUCUCCCAGCGUUUGGUCGCCACCGCCGCCCACUGCUGUUACAUCACCGAAAAGAAGAAGUAUCGCACUGCUGGCGAAUUCGUCCUGGUCAUGGGCAGCACCUACCUGACCAGCUCCACCAAUCGCACAUUGAUGUACUACCUGCAGCAGCUGAUCACGCACGAGUAUUAUAAUCCGGAUGCGCUGACCAAUGACAUUGCUCUCAUGUUCAUCAAUGGCUAUAUACCCUGGAAUUGGCCAACGGUAAAGGCACUGGCAUUGAACAGCCAACUCGUGGCCACAAACACCGACUGCCUCAUCUCCGGAUGGGGUCUGCUCCAGCAGAGCGGCACGUAUAGUAGCAAUACGCUGCAGGCGGCCACGGUGCCCAUAGUGUCCUAUACCACCUGUCGCAUCUCGUACACCUCGAUUCCGGUGUCGCAGGUGUGCGCCGGCUAUUGGAGUGGCGGCGUGGACGCGUGCCAGGGCGACUCCGGCGGACCCAUGAGCUGCAAUGGCAUGUUGGCCGGCAUUGUUUCGUACGGCGCUGGCUGCGCAGCACCUGGAUAUCCGGGUGUCUACACCAAUGUGUCGUACUAUCACGAUUGGAUUGUCCAGAAGAACAACUCCCUCAACUAUACGAUCUAUCAUAAUGGCGGAGUGACACAGGGAUCUGGUUGGUCUUACCUGUGGCUUCUGCCGCUCAUUGUGGCCUUCCUCCUGGAACGACCUUUGUGUGGCCCCCAAUGGACCAUGGACCACCUAUGGAUGUGCCUGCUGAUUUUGGUGACCCACACCGGAAGCAGCCAAUCCCAGAUUGCCCUACCGACGGCACACACAGUCUCGCCCUUUGAGAUCCUGCCGAAGAUCGUCGGCGGCUACACGGUGACCAUUGAGCAGGUGCCCUUCCAGGUGUCCGUGCGCCGGCGUUCGAUCCACGAGCGGCACUACGGCAUGGGUCACGUGUGCGGCGGAGCGGUCAUCUCCCAGCGGGUCGUCUGUUCGGCGGCACAUUGCUACGCCAUCAAUACCACAGUGCCACUGGUCUAUCGUGAUCCCGAGCUGUAUGUGGUGGUGGCCGGCAGCAGCGCCAUCGAUCGGACGGACCGCUUCACCCAGGAGUACCUGGUGCAGCGCAUCAUUGGCCACAAGGGCUACAAUGGCAGCACGCUGGAGAACGACAUCGCCCUGCUCUUUCUCAACGGCUUCAUACCCUGGGAGUCGCAUGGGGUGCGUGCCAUACCGCUGGCCACACAAGCACCCGAGGAGGGCACCACCUGUCUCAUCCAUGGCUGGGGCAAGGUCACCAUGAAGGACAAAUCGGCUGCGCUGCAGCAGGCACCAGUGCCGAUCCUCAACCGGGAGCUCUGCCAGGUGAUCUACAAGCUGCCCGCCUCCCAGAUGUGCGCCGGAUUCCUGCAGGGCGGCAUCGAUGCGUGUCAGGGUGACUCCGGUGGGCCGCUGAUCUGCGAUGGGCGUCUGGCCGGGAUUAUAUCAUGGGGCGUGGGCUGUGCGGAUCCCGGCUAUCCGGGCGUCUAUACCAAUGUGUCGCACUUCCUCAAUUGGAUACGGGGGGCAAACGCUUCGCUGGACUACUCCGAGUACCGGCAGAUGCCGCUGCUGAAUCUGGCUAGCCGUCGAUGUCGUUGGCGAUCUGUAUCUUUGGGCUUCUUGGUAAUGGGUGCAACGACACGUACACGCUUCGAUACGAAGGCCAUCCGUUCGAGAUUCAUUGAGGAUCCCGGCAGGAUUAUCAAUGGUACGGAGGCCUCGCUGGGCGCCACCCGGCACCAGGUGGGCAUUCGCAAGGCGCUCAACGAUGGCUACUUCUUUGGAACGGGCCACCUCUGCGGAGGAUCGCUCAUCCGGCCGGGAUGGGUACUCACCGCCGCCCAUUGCUUUGUGGAUCAGAUUAUUUACGACGGCACCUUCGUGCCCAAGGAGGAGUUCAUCGUGGUGAUGGGCAACCUGGAUCGCUACAAUCGCACCAACACGCUGACAUUCACGAUCGAUGAGCGCAUCAUGCAGCUGGACAUCUUCGAUCUGACCACCUACGACAAGGACAUCGCUCUGCUGAAGCUGAAUGAUACGGUGCCCACUGGUCAUCCGACCAUUCGUCCAAUUGCCCUCGCUCGGUUUGCCAUAGCGGAGGGCGUCGUCUGCCAGGUGACGGGAUGGGGCAAUCGGGAGGAUGGCUAUGUCUCCGAUAUCCUGAUGACCGUCGAUGUGCCGAUGAUCAGCGAGGAGCAGUGCAUCAAUGACAGUGACCUGGGUCACCUGAUUAAGCCGGGCAUGAUAUGCGCCGGCUAUCUGGAGGUUGGCGAGAAGGAUGCCUGCGCGGGCGAUUCCGGCGGCCCAUUGGUCUGCCAAAGUGAAUUGGCCGGCGUGGUUUCCUGGGGCAUCCAGUGCGCCCUGCCCAAGCUACCGGGUGUGUACACAGAGGUGUCCUACUACUACGACUGGAUACUCAAGAAUAUGGGCGAGGAUGCCAAUGGCGAAGGCAGUGGUGAAGGAAGUGGUGACAGUGGAAGCGGCGAGGGAAGUGGCGAAGGAAGUGGUGACAAUGGAAGUGGCGAAGGCAGUGGUGAAGAUGGAAGUGGUGGUGGUGGUGGUGGUGAUGGUGCCAUGGCCGCCAUGGCCGGAAGUCUGACCCUUCUUCUGCCCGGAAUCCUCGCUCUGCGGCUAAUGGCUACGCAAUUUUAAAAACAUUUGAAUAAAACUAUUUAAACUAAGUAUUAAA